This is a messenger RNA of Gastrolobium bilobum, 315 nucleotides long. RefSeq names its product protein CLAVATA 3. The transcript is spliced from 3 exons. Gene Ontology annotation, molecular function: receptor serine/threonine kinase binding. Bases 1 to 315 code for a protein of 104 amino acids. NCBI's taxonomy places the organism in Eukaryota, Viridiplantae, Streptophyta, Magnoliopsida, Fabales, Fabaceae. The record is from RefSeq and is a predicted model, not a curated record.
AUGGCAUCAAAACUCAUCCUUACCACUGUCAUUUUGCUGGUGCUUUUGUGCUUGCAUUUUAUGAGGGAGACUUCUGACUAUAGUUCUGCUUAUGCAGGCUUUAGAACUAAUGUAGCUGGUCUCAAGGAGAUUCGGAAUAGGAAGGUGUUGUCUACCUUGAAAGAUAAGCAAACUACUUUGAAGGUUAGGCUACAAGGAUCCUCAAGCAUCAAACAUGAUGAAAAGGCACCGAGUUGGGAGUUGAGGAAGGUUCCUUCUGGUCCAGACCCCCUGCAUCAUAACGGUGGCAGCCCCAAAAAGCCUGAAACCCCUUAA